Messenger RNA from Pomacea canaliculata, 1048 nucleotides. Its product is annotated as protein PIF-like. The record is from RefSeq and is a predicted model, not a curated record. NCBI's taxonomy places the organism in Eukaryota, Metazoa, Mollusca, Gastropoda, Architaenioglossa, Ampullariidae.
GUGCGUGUGACCUGUUCGUGCAGUGCGUCAUCGCAGCAGACGGCAGCGCCACGGUGAGCAUCCGGCAGUGUCCGCAUGGCCUGCACUGGGACCAGGUGGCUCUCACCUGCAACCGCCCCUCCCUUGCCGCGUGUCCGCAAGAUAUGUGCCGACAACCAGGGUACGUCGUGUACCCGGCUACCAGUAACUGUCGAGGUUUCUGGGCGUGUGAGGGAGGAGUAUCGGAGGGUAAAUGUUGUCCACCUGGGUACGCCUUCAGUAUGGACGGGGAGUGCGUGCCCAGUCCUCCUGUCAGGAUCCCUGUGGUGUGGCCCCGACUAUCACAAACAACGUGUGCGACAAGCGGGCGGUGGCGACGAUGCCGCUGGUGUUCGAGCAGUACGUGGCGGGGGCGGGCUGGCAGCUGAUGUUCUGCGCCCCCGGCACCGCCUACAACCACAGCCAGUGCGCCUGCACCGACCCCAACCCCGCCGCCUUUGAACCGCCAGAGUGUCGCGCGGAGCUGUACAUCCCCUUCAACGACGGCGAGGCGCGGGACGAGUCCGGCAACAACAACUUCGUGCAGAACGACGGGGUCAAGGUCAGCGGUGGGGUCGGCUACUUCGACGGCAGCGCUGUGCUGCGGGUGCCGCGCUUCUCCAACAGCGACUACGGCGACGUGCUGCUGGUUCGACUUCGCUACAAGCAGCACGGCGGGCACCACGUCGUCGUCGCAGGCGCUGGUGGCCAACGGCGACUGCCUCAAGCCCAGCUCGCUGUACCUGGCCGCCGACCACCAGGGUGUCCACUUCGGGAUGCGCACCAGCACGGGGCAGAGUCCCACGUCGUCGUCCCGGAGCUGUCUGUGGGCUGGAAGGAAGCCGUGCUGUACAUAGACCGCCAGCUGCUGACAGGCAGUGUCAACAACUUCUCCAAGCAGACUUUGUUCACAGGCUCGUUGGACUCCAGCAAGUGCGCCCUUCAGAUCGGCCGAGGGACUAACUUCCAGAAUUUCAAAGGCCUUAUGGAUGAUAUUACAGUCUACCUGUGUCGACCAAAGACGCUGUGA